AAGGGAGCUCGAGAAUCAAAUUUGUUUUGUGAUGUGGAGUUUAUUAUUGGCCACUGUCUACUAGCUUGUUGAAGUUUUGCAAAUUGAAUUGGCAUUUAAAGUAAAAAAAAAAAAUUAUAAGGAUAAUUUUGUCAUUUUAGUAACAUCAUCUCUUUGUCUCGCCCCCAUCAUCCUGCGUUCAUCUCUCUCUCCGACCACUACACAUCGCCGCUGUCGUCUGCCACUUGUAUUCUUCUUCUCCGACUACCGUUGUAAUUGUUUAUCGCCUCCGCCACCUGACCAAGGAAGAAUUGACUCCGACCACUACCCCUGUCUCUUCUUCUGAGGUGCAAUGGAUUGGGUUUUUGUGCAUAAAACAUGGGACAGGUGGGCUUCUACCAAUAUUGGUUCUGGUCUUCCUUUAAAAGCUGCUUUGUUGAUUAACUACGACCCGACUGGACCGUCUCGCUUGUUAUCUACCGUUGCUGAACAAGAAGGAAUGAAAGUCAAUAUCAUUGAAUUGAGACAUUUUGUGGAUUUUGUCAGAAACAAUAAACUUCAGACAGAGAGCUUCUAUAUUGGCUCCAAUCAGUACUUGGUCACAUCAAUUCAUGAGAACUGGUUUAGUGCAAGGUGCAUAAACACAUCAAAGGCUGCUGGGGAAGGUGCAAUAGUUUUGCAAACAGCAGCGUAUAUCUUGGUUGCUCUGUAUGAAGGUUCCAUUGGUCCAGCAUCUCGUGCUAUGUCAGCUGCCGAUCAGUUAACUGGGCAAUUAGUGCGAAAGAAUCUUUAGAUUGAUCCUCCUCCCAAUGACUUUACUUUUUUAGCUCCUCCACAGCUGUUGUGCAGUGUUAGGCAAGAACAUUACUGACCCAACAAAAAGACUCUGCGAGUCUAUCCCAAGAAGAAGUUUAGAAAUAGGAAUUAGUUUAUGCUUUUUUAGAGGUUGUUUAGGUUUAUUUUUAUGGUAGUUAUAGUUGGUUAGGUAAGGGUAUAAUCCCCUUUCUGCCUACUGCUACUCAAAGAAAGCUAGCAUGCAGACUCUUGCAGCCAAGUGCAUUGGUGAUGUUCUGAUGAAGCUAUUGAAGAACCAUGCUGGUUGCAAUAUGAGUGGGAUUCUUUCAUUGUGUAUGAUUUACAUUCUGAAGUAGACAAUUGUUCGAUCUUGUUGCCAUGUUUGUUGGAUUUUAGUCAGAUAAUUUGUUUAUAUUGUUAACAAAAAUGGCCUUCUGUUGAAAUAUGUGUUUUGUGUUGCUUCAUAUAUGAUCAGUUCAUGUGUUACUUGGUGCUUGAAGUCUCCAAAAAGUGUAAAAGAAUUUGGCGCUUUCUGUGUUUGGUGUUGCUUUUCCACUUAACAUAUAGCCUUGUGCAAUUGAAUUACAUCGUUCCUAAGCCACUGUGGU
This is a messenger RNA of Trifolium pratense (red clover), 1382 nucleotides long. RefSeq lists its product as uncharacterized. Lineage: Eukaryota; Viridiplantae; Streptophyta; Magnoliopsida; Fabales; Fabaceae. Gene Ontology annotation, molecular function: actin binding. The transcript has 6 exons. The record is from RefSeq and is a predicted model, not a curated record. The coding region runs from base 332 to 772 and encodes 146 amino acids.